CUGGAAGAGGAGGUCGGAAGUUGGGUCUCGGCGGCGGCGGUGGCGAAGGCAGCUGACAGUGCAAACCCGGGGCUGAGGUUCUUGAUCUUCCACAAUGGGUGAGCCACAGCAAGUAAGCGCCCUCCCACCCCCUCCGAUGCAGUACAUCAAGGAGUAUACAGAUGAAAAUAUUCAGGAAGGCCUUGCUCCCAAGCCUCCACCUCCAAUAAAGGACAGUUAUAUGAUGUUCGGCAACCAGUUCCAGUGUGACGAUCUUAUCAUCCGCCCUUUAGAAAGUCAGGGUAUCGAACGGCUUCAUCCUAUGCAGUUUGAUCACAAGAAAGAACUGAGAAAACUCAAUAUGUCUAUCCUUAUUAAUUUCUUAGACCUCUUAGAUAUCUUGAUAAGGAGCCCUGGGAGUAUAAAACGAGAAGAGAAGCUAGAAGAUCUUAAGCUGCUUUUUGUACAUGUGCAUCAUCUCAUAAAUGAAUACCGACCCCACCAAGCAAGAGAGACCUUGAGAGUCAUGAUGGAGGUGCAGAAACGUCAACGCCUUGAGACAGCUGAGAGAUUUCAGAAGCAUCUGGAACGAGUCAUUGAGAUGAUUCAGAAUUGCUUGGCUUCUUUGCCUGAUGAUUUGCCCCAUUCGGAAGCAGGGCUGAGAAUAAAAACUGAACCAAUGGAUGCUGAUGAUAGCAACAACUGUGCUGGACAGGAUGAACAACAAAGAGAAAAUUCAGGUCAUAGGAGAGAUCAGAUUAUAGAGAAAGAUGCUGCUUUGUGUGUCCUAAUUGACGAAAUGAAUGAAAGACCAUGAAGGAUGUUUCUUUUUCUUCUUCUUUUUUUUUCGUUUCAGUAAAUAGCAUAUAUAUUAGUUAAUUCACUUUUAGAGAGUCUCAAAAGAGAUAGCACUAGAAGUCUUGCAAGCAGCUUGACUCUCCAACUUCCUCAGUUGUUAGACAUCACAGGCAGUUUAUGUCAUUCACUUUAUGGCAAGCCUAGGUAAAUGAGUACGCCUACAUUAAGAGUAAUCACCUUAAAAAGCAGUGUUUGCCUCUAUUGUGUGGAACAUCCCUGUUUUCGGAGUUGCAGUAAACUUUGAAGAUAUCCUCAGUAAUAGGUUUUCAUCCCUGAAAAGUAGAUUUGUCAUUUGCUUUAAGAAUGAU
Messenger RNA from Mesoplodon densirostris (Blainville's beaked whale), 1145 nucleotides. RefSeq names its product mediator complex subunit 7 (gene MED7). Gene Ontology annotation, biological process: regulation of transcription by RNA polymerase II. The transcript is spliced from 2 exons. Bases 95 to 796 code for a protein of 233 amino acids. Lineage: Eukaryota; Metazoa; Chordata; Mammalia; Artiodactyla; Ziphiidae. Gene Ontology annotation, molecular function: transcription coregulator activity. Gene Ontology annotation, cellular component: mediator complex. The record is from RefSeq and is a predicted model, not a curated record.